Molecule: messenger RNA, 1247 nt
Organism: Octopus bimaculoides (California two-spot octopus)
Lineage: Eukaryota; Metazoa; Mollusca; Cephalopoda; Octopoda; Octopodidae
Biological process (GO): signal transduction
Cellular component (GO): cytoplasm
Molecular function (GO): protein binding
Source: RefSeq, a predicted model, not a curated record
UUCCCCAAAAUAUAUUUAUUUAUAUAAGGGCAUUACUAUACAAGAAUGCCUAGAUAUAUAAUUCCCAAAUUUAUUUUCCUUUAUAGAAGCGAUUUCUUAUUUAUAUAUACAUUGUCUCCAUUUUGCUGGGGUUUCAUUCACAAUCCCAUAGCUCAAAAUAUAGUUUUCUCCUCCUAAAUGACUGACCAACAGACUGUAGUUUUCAGGGUUCAACUGUAAUAAGUAGAGUAAUGUCCCAAACCAAGAGACACAACACAAUGGCUGUUGUUAGGUUUAUUAGCGUCAGGAAGAAAAUUCAGCAAUAAAUAAUACUUUAGAUAAACUGAAGUUUCCAAUAUUUAUGUCAUUUUUAUGCGAGAUUUUAGAAAUACAAUCUUCUUUAUAUUGUUGCUUACUUCGUUUUAUAAGUUUAAAAAAAAAACUAUUUUACUUCCUCUUUUAUCAUCUUUUAUUUAAAAGACAUGGAUGUAGAUGCAAUUAUGGAGAAAAUUAAGCAGGGAGACAUUGGAUAUGUGAAGAAUUUCAUCAGAAGCCAUCCAGAUAGUAUUAACGAAACUUUUCUAUGGGGACGAACUCCUUUAAUGUGUGCAAGUGAAAAUGGCAAGACAAGCAUUAUGAAAUUAUUUUUCGAGGCUGAUGUUGAUGUGAAUAUGAGAGACAACUUUUGUGAGACCGCUUUACAUUUUGCUGUGUUUGGGAAACAACCUGAAGCUGUGACAACUUUGUUAAAAGAAGCGACCAUUCAGGUGAAUCCACAAGCUGACAAUGGUCAGACACCUCUACACUGGGCCUGUUCCAAUGGAAACACAGACAUAGUGUGUCUAUUAUUGAACCACAUUGGCAUCAAUCCCAAUGUGGUGGACAAAAAUGGAGACACUCCUCUACAUUGGGCAGUUAGAGAGUAAGUCCCCAUUGGAUCUGGAAUAUCCAAAUCUGUUUCUUUUGUUUUUUCAAUAAUGUUUGUUUCCUUUUCAUUGAGUCCUUCAUGUCAUAAUCCCACCAUGGGGUCAUUGUCUUUCUUCUCUUUUUCACACUGAGAUGACACUGUAAUCUGCUUCAUUAAUUAAUCAUCACCAUAAUUGUUAUUGUUGUUGCCUAACUGGACUCUUUACUUCAUCUCAUCUUCCAUUACCUCAACGUUACAGGUUGAAAUCCUCUCGCUUCUUCUUUUCAUCCCAUCUAUAACUACUCUCUCUCUCUCUCUCCCUCUCUCUCUCUCUCUCUAUCUCUCUCUCCAUCUCUCUCUC